AUGGAAAAAAAGUCGGUGCUUUCUGCUUCAUAUAAAUGGAUUGAACGACAAUUACGAAAACGGCGAAGGAGCAGAUAGAUAUGGCACCGUUUUUGUGCUCAAAACCCGCCCCUUCUGGCAACGUAGGAUGAGCAAAAGCGCAUAAAAUUUCAUCAUCUUGUUGCCAAAAAGCAGUCUCACACGAUCCAGGAAAAGAUUACCAGUUUCAAAGCUGUAGAUCUUUUGGUCAAAAACUUGGAAACACUAUAAAAAAUGGACCUUGAAACUACAGACCAGGAUGUACUACCUGAAACUGGUUGUGAGAAAGGCUCAGAGAUUUUGAUGCCUGUUUCACAUGUUAUAGAUGGGGCUCAGCAACUAUCAUGGGAUCAGGUAGUUCAAAGUUCAGUGAGAUUGUUGAAUUGUGAUAGAGAACUGGUGCAAAUUAGAGCCACAAUUAAACUUGGGAGAAUUGCCAAAUCUGUACCAGAGGACAUUCUAGAACAAAUAGUACCUCAUGUGGUUGCCCUCCUAAAUCAUCCUUCACAUAGUCAACCAUUGUCCAUUCAAGAAACAGCCAGUUUUUGCUUGGGAAGGCUUGCACGUAGAGGGGAAAAAUUAAGCUCAAAAAUUGGAGACUCUGGAACUCUUCCUAUCCUCCUUCGACUUUUGCAGGAAUCUGAAGGUAGAACGCAGAGAGUGGUGGUAAAGGCUCUGAGGGAACUUGUCAUAUGUACUCAAAGUAAUCAAGUCAUUCUAGCUAGAAGUGGAGGAGUAGAAGCAAUCAUUCAUCUCAUGGCUUCUUCAUCUGAUGAUAUAAAAAACUGUGCUGCAGAGAUAUUGAGUGCAAUGACAAGCUUGAAGGAAGUUCGACGAGCAAUUGUUGGUAUGCAUGGAAUUCCUGUGUUAAUUCAAUCAGCCAGGUUGGGCAGGAUUGCAUCUAGGGCCAGGGCAGCUCAAGCAAUUGGGCUGCUAGGUGUCACCAGAAGAACUAGAAGGAUGCUUGUGAAUGCAGGUGCAAUUCCAGCACUGAUUGAGCUGCUAAGAGAAGGUGAUUUAGCUGCUAAACUUGUCUCUGGGAAUGCUCUUGGGAUAAUAUCAGCCCAUGUGGAUUAUCUUCGGCCUGUUGCUCAGGCAGGAGCCAUUCCACUCUUUGCAGAAUUGCUUGAAGGAAAUGACCCUCAGGGGAAAGAAAUUGCUGAAGAUGUUUUCUCUAUUUUGGCUGUUGCAGAGGAGAAUGCCAUUGCCAUUGCAGAACACUUGAUCAGGAUUCUUCAAGGUUCCAAUCCUGAAGCAAAGGCAGCAGCAGCAGAUGUUAUAUGGGAUCUUUCUAGUUAUAAGCACACUAUUUCUGUUGUUAGAACUUCAGGUGCAGUCCCCUUACUUCUGAGACUUUUGGAGGAUGAGAGUGAUGACGUUAAAGAGAAAGUGUCUGGUGCAGUUGCACAAUUAAGUUAUGAUCAAGGUGACAGAGUUGCAUUGGCUGAAGCUGGUGCUAUACCAAUACUUCUGUCAUUGUUGCAUGAUGAAUCAGAAGAGCUGAAAGACAAUGUAGCUGAAGCUCUGAUCAACUUUUCAGAGGAUCCAUUACUGAGAGAUAGUAUCUCAGAAGCAUUUAAUAAUCCUGCAUUCCAAGACAUACAAGGGAGGCUUGUCAGGAUACGACAGUCAGAUGAGCAUACAGUUCAAUCUCUAAGGUUUAUGAGUCUGGAGCAAUUUACAGCCUAAGCUUGGCUUGUGGAUGCGACAAGGACUUCAAAAUUACUCACAUCUAGCCCAUGCUUGAUGAUUACUGAAUACCCAUGUACAUAAGGGACAUGACUGGCUAAUGCUCUUAGCAUAACUCGCAGAAGGGAAAACAUUGACAUCAAAUGCACUGUUGGAAACUGUGCACCUCUGGUUAUUUGGGAUCUUAUUUAGAACCUUGUAACUUAUUUGUAAAAGUAUGGAGCUUUUGACAACCUUAGAUUAUGUGGAACCUACUGAACUUUGUGCUGUCUAUUCUGGGGACCGGCAGGCCAAAAUUUACUCCCAAGUCUUUUUGGUUUGAGUCUAUACAGAAAAUAGACACAUGUGGAAUAUAUUAUGAUUUUAAAUACCAUGAAGCCCUCAUAUUUAGUGA
Cryptomeria japonica (Japanese cedar) is the source of this 2101-nucleotide messenger RNA. RefSeq names its product vacuolar protein 8. Lineage: Eukaryota; Viridiplantae; Streptophyta; Pinopsida; Cupressales; Cupressaceae. The transcript is spliced from 2 exons. The record is from RefSeq and is a predicted model, not a curated record. Bases 253 to 1707 code for a protein of 484 amino acids. Gene Ontology annotation, molecular function: protein binding.